Messenger RNA from Neolamprologus brichardi, 552 nucleotides. It is a transcript of the gene ppp1r3g, whose product is annotated as protein phosphatase 1 regulatory subunit 3G. Gene Ontology annotation, molecular function: protein phosphatase 1 binding; glycogen binding. Gene Ontology annotation, cellular component: protein phosphatase type 1 complex. Lineage: Eukaryota; Metazoa; Chordata; Actinopteri; Cichliformes; Cichlidae. Gene Ontology annotation, biological process: regulation of glycogen biosynthetic process. The record is from RefSeq and is a predicted model, not a curated record.
UUGACGGUCUGUUACGUGACGCCGCGUCCGUCUCUGUGACACUGCACGCGCUCUGCUGUCAGAGGGGGCGGGGGGCUUUAUACAAGCCGCCGGACUCCGGACCCGCCCGCAGCUCACAGGCCGCCUGGCUGCCGGGCACCCAUGUCCCGCUCACACCCUCAGAUCCACGCCGGCGGAGAGCCCACGGAGAACGGAAUGAAGCAGGAGGAGGAGGAGGGGGCGGAUGAGGAAGACCUGGACGACGAGCUGGACGCGUCUCAGCUGGAGAGGUUCAUGCGGGACCGGAGGAGAGCAAAGUCCCUGCCGGCGUACCCGGCGCUGCUGAACGGAGCCCACGGAGCGGAGGAGGGCAGGAAGCGCGUGAAGUUCGCGGACUCCAUGGGGCUGAGCCUGGCGCGAGUGAAGCACUUCAGCUCCCUGGAAGAGCCGCAGAUCCCCAGCAAGGUCCUGUCCCGGCACAGGAGCUUCCCCCUGGAGCAGCAGGACCUCCUGAGCAGCCUGUGCCACAGCUUCGCCGCCGGCCUGCGCGCGGACCAGCCGGAGCUCCGGGAC